CUGGAAACUCAUUAAAUCACCAGACCAAAAGAAUGCAGGGGGAAAAAAAAGUAGUUUCCAAACAGUAGAUCGGUAAUAGCGGGGGACAUCAACUGACAGGCAGAGGUUUCCUAAGAUGCCCAUAUGAUGGUAAACUGAGAGUUGGGAACUGCCCCCCCUAUUAAGUAGCCGAUGGUGGAAAGAUUCUUCCCACUUGGAAAGAGGCUUUUCCUUCUUGGACAUCUGCUGGCGGAGCUUCCAGUAGCCAGAGAGAGGAGAGAGGGGUCCAGCCGCAGCUCCUGAAAACUUGACUUUAUUUUCCAGAGGGGGAGGCUUCAAGCACGCUGCUCUGCAAUUUAGUCGGUCCAUUUUUUGGGGGGGUUGAAUAGAUUGAUUGAUGCUCUGCUGACCCUUAAGGGCCAAACAUGAAGAUAGGGCUGUCACUAGCCACGGCUGCAUUCCUUGCAGCCCUGCUGUCCUCCAUAGAUGCUCAAGUGGAACCCCCCUCAGACUUAAAAUUUAAAAUUCUAAAUGAGAACACAGUGGAAAUGACAUGGACAAGACCCUCGUCAAGGAUAGAGGGCUUCAGACUACAAGUUGUAUCAGAUGCAGAUGAACCAUCCAGAGACUUUACCCUUGAUGCAUAUGCCACUAAGACCUCAAUCACUGACCUGACCCCUGACUUGGACUACUCUGUGUCCAUAAACUCCUUUUAUGGGUCAGAGGAGAGCAUUCCCAUCUUUGGACAACUGACCAUUCAGUCCAGUAACACCAGCGGACAAGUCAGGAAGCCACAGUCAGAUGCAAUCAAGUGUUCGGUCAGUGCAAUAGCAGAUUUGGUUUUUCUGGUGGACGGCUCAUGGAGUGUAGGCAGAGAAAACUUUAAGCACAUCCGUAGUUUUAUUGGAGCCCUGGCAGGGGCCUUCGACAUUGGCAUGGACAAGACCCGGGUGGCUGUGGUUCAGUACAGUACAGACACCCGAACAGAAUUCCCCCUCACUCGUUACAACAGAAGAGGAGACCUGCUCCAAGCCAUCAACGCGCUGCCAUACAAGGGGGGAAAUACUAUGACAGGUGAUGCCAUAGAUUACCUGCUGCAAAACAUCUUUACGGAGGCAGCUGGAUCCAGGAAAGCUUUUCCUAAGGUAGCCAUGAUCAUCACUGACGGAAAAUCCCAGGACCCAGUGGAGGAGUAUGCUAAAAGGCUUAGGAACAUUGGAGUGGAAAUAUUUGUCCUAGGUAUCAAAGGAGCAGAUGAGGAUGAGCUAAGGGAAAUUGCCUCCACACCUCACAGCAAACAUGUGUACAAUGUUCCCAACUUUGACCUGAUCCAGGAGGUACAAAAAAAGAUUAUCACAGAGGUGUGCUCCGGUGUUGAUGAGCAGCUCAGCGCUCUGGUCAGCGGAGAAGAAAUGGUGGAGCCAGCCUCUAACCUGCAAGUCACGGAAAUUGCAUCUAAGUCAAUGAGGGUGACAUGGGAUCCCUCCCUGGGGGAAAUCACGGGCUACAAGCUCACCCUCAACCCAAUGCUACCUGGAAUGAAACGCCAAGAGCUGUACAUUGGGCCAACCCAGACAUCCAUCAAUGUCCGUGACCUUUCCCCUGAGACUGAGUAUGAGAUUAUCCUGAAUGCCCUCAAAGGUCUGACCCCCAGUGAAGCCGUCAUGGCAAUGGAGAAGACCCAGCCUGUCAAGGUGUCAACAGAGUGCUCUCUGGGAGUGGAUGUACAGGCUGAUGUGGUUCUACUGGUUGAUGGCUCGUACAGUAUUGGAUUACAAAACUUUGCCAAAGUCCGUGCCUUCUUGGAAGUUCUGGUCACUGCCUUUGACAUUGGACACAACAAGGUCCAGAUUAGCUUGGUCCAAUAUAGUCGUGAUCCGCACACUGAGUUUGCUCUUAACACCCACCAUGACAUUAAUGCUGUUGUCAAAGCUGUGCGCACUUUCCCCUACCGUGGAGGCUCCACUAACACUGGCAAAGCCAUGAACUAUGUCAAGGAGAAGAUCUUUAUACCUGCCCGUGGAGCAAGACAGAAUGUUCCCCGUGUGAUGGUCCUGAUCACAGAUGGAAAGUCAUCAGACUCGUUUAAGGAUGCAACCAGCCCUUUGAAUGUAAGGUUUUUUUUUUUAAAUGCAGCGUAGGUAGUUUGAGUUUUUUUUUUUGCCAUUGCUAAUCAACCAUCAGACACUCAUGUCUAUGAGGUGGAGGACUUUGAUGCCUUCCAGAGGAUCUCCAAGGAGCUGACUCAGUCCAUCUGUCUGAGGAUUGAACAGGAGCUGCUCAACAUCAAAAAGAGAAGUCUACUUCCACCCAGUGACUUGGCAUUUUCUGAGAUUACCUCCAGAAGCUUCCGUACCACCUGGACAGCUCCUAUUUCCAAUGUCAUGUCUUACCUGGUACGUUUCCGCAAGGCUGAAGACGUCACCGGAGACUACAUUUCCAUGGCAGUGCCGAGUGAUACCACCACAGUCAUUCUGCCCCACCUAUUCCCCCUUACUGCCUACGAGGUCAACGUCUUUGCUCAGUAUGACAAAGGAGACAGUUUCCCUUUGACUGGUGAAGAGACCACUCUAGAAGAGCAAGGGACAGUACGAAACCUACGAGUUACAGAGGAGACAACCAACAGUUUCCGGGUGUCAUGGCAAGCUGCUCCAGGUUCAGUGAUCAGAUAUCGUCUGUCCUAUGUUGCACAGAGUGGUACUGGGGAAAUACUAGAGGCCCAAACCACUGGACCGGAGACUACCAUAGUUCUCCAAGAGCUCUUCCCUAUUACCACCUACAGUGUGUCUGUGUCUGCUGAGUAUGCUACAGGUGUAGGGAACGAGAUGCAAGUAGAUGGAACCACCAAGGAAGUCCGUGGUUCUCCUCGUGACCUUCGCGUAUUUGACGAGACCGUAUCUACAAUGAAACUUAGAUGGCAGGCUGCUCCAGGAAAUGUCGUCCAGUACCGCAUUGCCUUCAAACCUGCCGAGGGCGGUGACAGGAAGGAGAUAUCCGUCAAAGGAGAUACUACCCAGGCUGUGCUGAAGAACCUCCAGCCAGCUACUGAAUAUGAGCUGUUUGUUAGUGCUCGCUACUCUUCUGGUUUGGGUGAUCCUCUUCUGGGCACAGGAACCACUUUAGAAGAGCUUGGUUCACCCAGAGAUUUGGUGACCAAAGAUGUCACUGACACCAGUUUUGCUGUGUCUUGGGCUGCGGCCCCCGGUAAUGUUCGUCAGUAUCGGAUCAAGUGGACGUCUCUGUUCACUGAAGAGGUCGGAGAAAAGACAAUACAAGGAGACACCACAGCCACAGUUCUGGAGGGUCUCACCCCAGAGACACGUUAUCGGGUCUCUGUGUUUGCUGGUUAUGGCAGUGGAGAGGGUCAGCCAUUGGUUGGAGAGGAAACCACGGAUGUCUCAGCCGCCAGCAGAACGAUUGUUGUCUCUGAGGAGACCGAGAAGAGCAUGAAGGUGACAUGGCAACCAGCCCCUGGAAAUGUACUCAACUACCGCGUUACCUACAAACCCAAGGAAGGAGGCCGCCAGCUAGCAGCCAAGGUGCCCGGCGGCACCACUUUUACUGUGCUGAGACGCCUUACCCCCCUUACCACCUAUGACAUCACUGUUCUGCCUGUAUACCGUUCAGGAGAAGGCAAAGCAAGGCAAGGCGAAGGAACAACACUGUCGCCUUACAAAGGUCCUAGAAACCUCCAGACUUCAGAGCCCGCCAAGACCAGUUUCCGCGUAACCUGGGACCAUGCUCCUGGCGAUGUCAAGGGCUACAAAGUCACUUUCCACCCUGUAGGCGAAGACAUUGACCUGGGACAACUUCUGGUUGGUCCUUAUGACAACACUGUGGUGUUAGAGGAGCUGAGAGCUGGUACCAAAUACAGCGUGAGUGUGUUUGGUAUGUUUGAUGGAGGAGAGAGUAUGCCAUUGGCUGGAGAGGAGAAAACUACUCUCUCUGACGAACCUGAGCCUCCUCCUUAUGAGCCAUCAGAGGUGAGGUGUAAGACCAAUGCACAAGCUGACAUUGUGCUGCUGGUGGAUGGCUCCUGGAGUAUCGGACGUCUCAACUUCAAGACCAUUCGAGCCUUCAUCGCCCGUAUGGUGGGAGUCUUUGACAUUGGCCCUGAAAGGGUCCAAAUCGGUCUUGCUCAGUACAGUGGCGACCCAAAGACUGAAUGGCACUUGGAUGCUCAUCAAACCCGGGACUCUCUCCUGGAUGCUGUAGCUAACCUGCCCUACAAGGGAGGAAACACCCUGACUGGUCUGGCUUUGAACUAUCUACUCCAGAACAAUUUCAAAGAGAACGUCGGGAUGCGACCCAACUCUAGAAAGAUCGGUGUGUUGAUCACUGAUGGCAAAUCCCAGGACGAUGUCAUCCUCAACUCUCAGAACUUGCGCGAUCAGGGCAUUGAGCUCUAUGCCAUCGGUGUGAAGAAUGCUGAUGAGAAUGAGUUGAGGUCCAUUGCCACUGAUCCAGAUAGUAUUCACAUGUACAACGUUGCUGACUUCUCCUUCCUGCUGGACAUCGUUGACAACCUUACUGAUAACCUCUGUAACAGUGUCAAGGGUCCAGGAGGUGCACCCGGUGCUCCAACUGACCUGGUGACAUCAGAAGUGACUCACCAGUCCUUCCGAGCCACCUGGACCGCCCCUGAAGACCCGGUGGAGAAGUACCGCGUGGAGUACGUGACUUUGUCUGGACGCCCACAACAGGUGUUUGUGGAUGGCACUGAAACCACAGUGGUUCUUCAGAGCCUCAACCCUCUGACGGAGUACCUGGUCAAUGUCUACUCAGUGGUGGGAGAGGAGAGCAGCGAGCCUCUCAAAGGAACUGAGACCACACUGCCCCUGACUGCUGUGAGGAGCAUGGACAUUUAUGAUGAGCAGACCACCACCAUGCGGGUGAGAUGGGAGGAGGCGGUGGGUGCUACUGGUUACAUGCUGCUCUACAGUGCCAUCAAUGCCACUCAGCCCACCCUCGAGCAGGAGAUCAGAGUGGGAGGAGAUACAACUGAUGUCCAGCUGGUGAAGUUACUCCCAAACACGGCUUACUCACUCUCCCUCUUCGCCCUGCAUGGAGAGUCAGCUAGUGAACCACUGACCAAGCAGGGAGUCACCCUGCCCCUGCCACCUGCGGGCAAACUGACAGUUCGUGACGUCACCCACAGCACCAUGAGGCUUAUUUGGGAUGCUGCGCCUGGUCUUGUUCGCAAGUACCUCGUCACCUACAAGCCUGAGGAAGGAGAUGCUAAAGAACUGGAAGUGGAUGGAAGUGUGACCACCAGACAAUUGGACAACCUGAUUUCACAGACUGAGUAUGCCCUGACUGUUACUCCCAUCUAUGAUGAGGGACCUGGUCAGCCGAUGUUAGGAAAUGCAAUCACUGAUGUGGUUCCUGCCCCAAAGAACCUGCGAUUCUCAGAAGUUACCCAGACUAGCUUCAGAGCCACUUGGGAGCACGGAGCUCCUGACGUGGCUAUGUACCGCGUUGGCUGGACCAAGAAGGGAGAUACUAACUUCCAAUAUGCCAUUCUGAACAGUGAUGAGACAACCCACGUUCUGGAGAACUUGGAGCCAGACUCGCCCUAUGAUGUGUCUGUCACAGCAAUCUAUCCAGAUGAAUCAGAGAGCGAGGAUCUGCUGGGCACUGAGAGGACAUUACCUAAUGGGCCUCCCACCAACUUGGUUGUGUUCAACGAAACCACCACCACUCUAAACGCUAGGUGGGAUCCAGCUCCAGGCCGCGUCCAGAACUACAAGAUCACUUACGUCCCCACAGCUGGAGGCAGGAGCCAGACUACCCAGAUUGGAGGGAAGAAAACUACUGUCCUGCUUCCAAAGCUGAUCCCUGACACUGAAUACUCCAUCACCGUGGUGGCGGUCUACGCCAAAGGAAUCAGCAUGGAACUGAACGGCCCUGGAAAGACCAAGCCUUUGGGCGGUGUUAGGAACCUGCGGGUCACUGACCCCACUACCAGCACCUUGAAUGUCCUUUGGGAGGCUGCUGAAGGCAACGUGCGUCAGUAUAGGAUCUUCUAUGUCCCUGCAGCUGGAGGAGAGGAAGAGAUGGUCCAGGUAUCAGGCAGCACCUACAACACUGUGCUGAAGAACCUUCAGUCUGAUACUGUCUACACAGCGACUGUGGUUCCGGUCUACUCCGCUGGAGAGGGACAACGCAUGUCUGAGAAUGGCAAAACCUUGGAGCGUAGCCCCGUCAGGAACAUCCAGGUUUUCAACCCUACUACCAACACUAUGAAUGUUCGCUGGGAGGCUGCCACGGGCCCAGUCCAGCAGUACCGGGUGGUCUAUGCUCCUCUGACUGGCGCCAGGCCCUCUGAGUCGGUUUUGGUACCAGGAACCACCACCACGGCCCUACUGCAGCAGCUGCUCCCAGAUACAGAUUACAAUGUUGGAGUGGUUGCCCUGUAUAGCGAUGGCGAAGGACCUACUAUCAGUGACAACGGAAAGACAUUGCCCCGCAGUGGCCCAAGGAACAUGCGUGUAUAUGACCCCACCACCAGUACCCUCUCUGUGAGCUGGGAACAUGCCGAAGGUCCUGUCACGCAAUACCGCAUCACCUAUGCCCAGACCACAGGAGACCCCAUCGAGGAAUUUACUGUAGUACCAGGAAACAGAAACAAUGUGAUUCUACAGAACCUGGAUCCAGACACUCCUUAUAACAUCAGAGUGACUGCCUUCUAUGCGGAUGGAGCAGGAGGACAGCUGGAAGGAGAUGGACGCACAGUGGGUAUGCUCGGCCCCAGGAACCUUCUUGUUUCUGACGAAUGGUACACCCGCUUCAGAGUGUCCUGGGACCCCGCCCCCUCCAGGGUUAAUGGAUACAAGAUUAUCUACCAGCCUGAAGGCUCUGAUGAGUCCUUGGAGGUGUUUGCUGGAGAUGUGACCUCCCACCAACUGCAUAACCUGAAACCUGGAACCACCUAUGACCUGAAGGUGCUGGCACAGUACGACACAGGCCUCAGCGCGCCUCUAAUUGGACAAGGCACCACAUUGUACCUGAAUGUGACAGACCUCACCACCUACAAUGUUGGCUAUGAGUCCUUCUGCAUCCGAUGGACCCCUCACAGAGCAGCCACCUCCUACAGACUCAAAGUCAAUCCUAUUGACCCCUCCAAGAGCGGAGCUCAGGAGAUCACAGUCAGAGGCUCGGAGAGUAGUCACUGCUUUGAUGGCUUGACCCCUGACUCUCUCUACGAAGCCACAGUGUACACCCAAACUCCCAACCUGGAGGGACCUGGAGUCAAAGUAAAGGAGAGAACAUUGCCCAAACCAACAGAGGUGCCAACCGAGCCUCCCACCCCCCCUCCUCCAGCGCCAUUCCCCCCUGCACUAGAUGUGUGCAAAGGUGCCAAGGCAGACCUGGUCUUCCUCAUCGAUGGUUCCUGGAGUAUUGGAGAUGAUAGCUUCAACAAGGUCAUCCAGUUUGUCAAGAGCAUGACCGGAGCCUUUGAUGUCAUCAGCCCUGAUGGCAUGCAGGUUUCAUUUGUGCAGUUCAGUGAUGACGCCAAGACAGAGUUCAAGCUGAACACCUACCACGACAAGGGCAUAGUGAUAUCAGCUUUGCAGACUGUGCGCUACAGAGGAGGCAACACCAAGACAGGCGUCGCUCUGAAGCAUGUUUAUGAGAAGGUAUUCACCUCAGACAGUGGCAUGAGGAGGAACGUCCCGAAGGUGCUGGUGGUGGUAACAGAUGGACGCUCCCAGGAUGAAGUCAAGAAGAGUGCAGAAAAACUGCAGCAUUCUGGCUACAGUGUGUUUGUGGUUGGAGUGGCCGAUGUGGACAUGACAGAGUUGAGAAUUAUCGGCAGCAAGCCCAGUGAGAGACAUGUGUUUGUGGUGGACGACUAUGACGCUUUUGCCAAGAUCCAGGACAACCUGAUCACCUUUAUCUGUGAAACAGCCACUUCCACUUGCCCUCUGAUCUACAUCAAUGGGUUCACAACACCUGGCUUCAGAAUGCUGGAAGCUUUCAAUAUCACAGACCGGACAUUCGCUGGCCUAAACGGUGUGUCCAUGGAGACGGGCUCUUUCAACAGCUACAUUGCCUACAGGCUGCACAAGGAUUCCUUCCUAAACCAGCCCACCAAGGAGAUCCAUCCAGAGGGUCUUCCCCCAUCCUACACCAUCAUCCUGCUCUUCCGCUUGCUGCCCGACACAGCCUCUGAACCCUUUGAUAUCUGGCAGAUUUCAGACAAAAACAACAACCCUGAGGUCGGGGUCACCGUCAACCCUUCCAGCAAAACAAUCACGUUCUACAACAAGGACACCAGAGGAGAGAUCCAGAGAGCCACGUUUAAUGAGGAGCAAGUGAAGCGGGUUUUCCAUGGGAGCUUCCACAAGCUCCACAUCAGCAUCUCUCCAGAGAAAGUCAAGCUCAACCUGGACUGCCUGGAGGUGGCAGAGAAGCCUAUCAAGGAGGCCAACAACAUCACACUGGACGGCUAUGAAGUGCUUGGCAAGUUGGCCAAGUCUGGAGGUGGAAAGAGGCAGUCCGCGACAUUCCAGCUCCAGAUGUUUGAUAUUAUCUGCAGCUUGAGCUGGAUCAGCCGAGACAGAUGCUGCGACCUGCCCGCCACAAGAGAUGAGGCCAAGUGUCCAUCCCUUCCCCACUCUUGCACAUGCACACAGGACAGCAUUGGCCCUCAGGGGCCUCCUGGACCUUCGGGAAGCCCAGGUUCUAAAGGACCACGAGGGGAUAGAGGACAAACCGGCAACUCUGGUCCAAUGGGUCCACGCGGUGAGUCAGGACCCCCAGGCUCAAUGGGACCACCGGGUCCACAGGGCCCUAACGGACUGUCUUUACCCGGAGAACCUGGUCGCCAAGGACCAAAGGGAGAUUCUGGAGACCAGGGCCUGCCUGGCUUGCAAGGUCCUCCCGGGCAACGUGGUCCUCUAGGCCCUGUUGGACCAACCGGAGCGCGGGGGCCACCAGGAAAGGAGGGACCAUCUGGACCCAGAGGCCCAUCAGGGCCCAUGGGAAGCCCUGGAAAUCCAGGUGUACCAGGAAUGACUGGAAAACCAGGGAAACAAGGAGACACAGGAAACCCAGGGUCUGUUGGUCCUAAAGGAGAGAAAGGAGAGAGAGGAGACUUUGCGUCCCAGAACAUGAUGCGCUCCAUUGCCAGACAAGUUUGCGAACAGCUUGUGAACAGUCAGAUGAGCAGAGUUGACAUGAUGCUCAACCAGAUUCCUUCUGGUUAUCGUAGCAACACUCCAGGGCCAGCCGGUCCUCCCGGCCCUCCUGGCAACCAGGGAUCCCGCGGAGAGCCUGGACAAACUGGUCGAACUGGUUUCCCUGGAAACCCAGGUUUACCUGGAAGUCCAGGAGAAAGAGGUUUGGCAGGAGAGAAGGGAGAGAGAGGAUCUCCAGGAACUGGCAUCAGAGGACAAAGAGGUCCAAAUGGGCCCCCAGGGCCACCAGGAGAGUCAAGAACGGGACCCCCAGGACCUUCUGGCUCCACUGGGCCUCGUGGCCCCCCAGGGCGCCAGGGUACUCCAGGUGUGAGGGGACCAUCAGGGCCCCCUGGAUAUUGCGACUCCUCUCAGUGUGUUGGCAUUCCUUACAAUGGACAAGGAUACACAGCCAACAACUACCAGCCUGCACCUGAGGUAGAGUCUAUAUCUGUGGAGCCAGCUGGAGAGUCUGAGGCAAUACAAUCACCCGGUUACUCACGAAUCCAACGAGGAAAGAGAUCGCUACCACAAGAAAAUACAGAAGCAAUAGCAUCAUAGCUACAAUAAGGAGUUCUCAGAAAGUGUAAUAUUGAAAUAACUUCCAUGAUCACGUACGUGACGAUGAAGUGGUUCCUGUACAAAACUAUUACUUAUAUGGGUUUGAUACCCACGGCUAUAUUGAACAUAUAUUUUUUUGACAUGAGAAAGUUUAGCAAGAUGAAUACAAACUUACAUGUUCGUUCACUACAAACCUGUGUGCUUGCUAAGUGUUCCCUUUAAGUGUCUGCUUGUAAUAUAACUGCAAGUGUUUAUCGGACUCCAAUGUGUAAUGCACUAAUCAUGUGAAAACCAGCAGAAAGUAUGUCGAAGAAAGUACAGUGUGUGCUGUAUGUUUUUAAACACUUUCAGACUAUCCAUGUUGUUUUUGUCAAACUUCAGUAUGUAAGGCUGUUUCAGAUACUCCCAACGGUUAAAAAAUAAGGACAAUUAAUUUGAUCUCCAAAGAUUUGUUCGUUGUGAUGUUUUGUUAGGCCUUUAAACCAAAUGAUAAUCUGAUUCAUUGUAACAAACCAAACUUUUUUUUUUAUUUUAAUUUUGUUUUGUUACCAAAGGUGGAAUUGCAUGUUUGUGUUGUAUAUUUACCUAGGAUUUCUAAGUCAGAAUAUAGUUGUUGUUUUCUAUCAAUGCAGUUUGGAUUUGGUUGCAAGACUAUGGACAUAGAAUUGCUUUGCUUUUUUUAACUGCACAUUUUGUGAAUUCCACACAGCCUUAUUUUCUUAUUUAUUUCUGAAACAGAAGAGGCAUUUUUCAAUAAAACUACUGAAAAUGUAGCAUUGGUUUCAGCUUUCCAGUCA
Messenger RNA from Perca fluviatilis (European perch), 10519 nucleotides. RefSeq names its product collagen, type XII, alpha 1a (gene col12a1a). NCBI's taxonomy places the organism in Eukaryota, Metazoa, Chordata, Actinopteri, Perciformes, Percidae. The transcript is spliced from 66 exons. Gene Ontology annotation, molecular function: protein binding. The record is from RefSeq and is a predicted model, not a curated record.